CCGCCUGGCACCGAUCGCAGCCACCUCCGCUGUCGCCGCCGCACUUUCCACUUAUAUUGAUCACCUCCCAGCCCUGCUCAGCCUGCUCGCCCGAGCGCAGCGGCCAGCGCGCCGGCCCUUGGCAGCCCCGGAGCGGUCGGGCUCCCGGAGGCAACUCCUUGGGAGCGCCCUGUCCGGGGUGCCCUCCGUGGUCUGCAGCCUUUCUCUCUACCUGGGAGGAGGAGGAGGAGGAAGAGGAGGAGGAGAAGGAGGAGGAGGACCUCUCGUCCGGGCUGGGAGGUGGAGCAGCGGCAGCCGCCGCCGCCGCCGCCGCCGGAAAGGGAGAGGCAGGAGAGACCGAGACUUGGAAACCCCAAAGUGCCCGCGACCCUGCACGGCAGGCUCCCUUCCAGCUUCAUGGGCAAAGUGUGGAAACAGCAGAUGUACCCUCAGUACGCCACCUACUACUACCCCCAGUAUCUCCAAGCGAAGCAGUCUCUGGUCCCAGCCCACCCCAUGGCCCCUCCCAGCCCCAGCACCACCAGCAGUAAUAACAACAGUAGCAGCAGUAGCAACUCAGGAUGGGAUCAGCUAAGCAAAACAAAUCUCUAUAUCCGAGGACUGCCUCCCAACACCACAGACCAGGACCUGGUGAAGCUGUGUCAGCCAUACGGGAAAAUAGUCUCCACGAAGGCAAUUUUGGAUAAGACAACGAACAAAUGCAAAGGUUAUGGUUUUGUCGACUUUGACAGUCCUGCAGCUGCUCAGAAAGCUGUCUCUGCCCUGAAGGCUAGUGGGGUUCAAGCUCAAAUGGCAAAGCAACAAGAACAAGAUCCUACCAACCUGUAUAUUUCUAAUUUACCAUUGUCCAUGGAUGAGCAAGAACUUGAAAAUAUGCUGAAACCAUUUGGACAAGUUAUUUCUACAAGGAUACUGCGUGAUUCCAGUGGUACAAGUCGUGGCGUUGGCUUUGCUAGGAUGGAAUCAACAGAAAAGUGUGAAGCCGUUAUUGGUCAUUUUAACGGGAAAUUCAUUAAGACACCACCUGGAGUUUCUGCUCCGACAGAACCUUUAUUGUGCAAGUUUGCAGAUGGAGGACAGAAGAAGAGACAGAACCCAAACAAAUACAUCCCCAAUGGCAGACCCUGGCAUAGAGAAGGAGAGGUGAGACUUGCCGGAAUGACACUUACUUACGACCCAGCCACAGCUGCUAUACAGAACGGAUUUUACCCUUCACCAUACAGUAUUGCUGCAAACCGAAUGAUCACUCAGACUUCUAUUGCCCCCUAUCUUGCAUCUCCUGUAUCUGCCUACCAGGUGCAAAGUCCUUCUUGGAUGCAACCUCAACCAUAUAUCCUACAGCACCCUGGUGCCGUGUUAACUCCCUCAAUGGAGCACACCAUGUCACUACAGCCCGCAUCUAUGAUCAACCCUCUGGCCCAGCAGAUGAGUCAUCUGUCACUAGGCAACACCGGAACAUACAUGCCUGCAACAUCAGCUAUGCAAGGAGCCUAUUUGCCACAGUACACACACAUGCAGACGACGGCGGUUCCUGUUGAGGAGGCGAGUGGUCAGCAGCAGGUGGCUGUAGAGACGUCUAAUGACCAUUCUCCAUAUACCUUUCAACCCAAUAAGUAACUGUGAGGUGUACAGAAGGGUGUUCUUACAUGAAGAAGGGUGUGAAGGCUGAACAAUCAUGGAUUUUUCUGAUCAAUUGUGCUUUAGGAAAUUAUUGACAGUUUUGCACAGGUUCUUGAAAACGUUAUUUAUAAUGAAAUCAACUAAAACUAUUUUUGCUAUAAGUUCUAUAAGGUGCAUAAAACCCUUAAAUUCAUCUAGUAGCUGUUCCCCUGAACAGGUUUAUUUUAGUAAAAAAAAACUAAAAAAAAAACAACAAAAAACAAAAACAAAACAAAAGAUUUUUAUCAAAUGUUACAAUGCAAAAAAAGAAGAAAAAAAAAGAAAAAAAAACAAGGGAAAAAAAAAAAGAAAACUUCAAUUUUCUGGGUAUGCACAAAGACCAUGAAGACUUAUCCAAGUGCAUGGCCGGAUUUUUGUGGUUUUGUUCAUUUUGUGUUUAAUUUGUGUUUUUUUCUAGCUGUAUGAAAUGGGCUUUCUGACGUUUAACUAGUCCGACUCCACCCAUGGUGUUCUGUGCUUGCAGUGCGAGUGUUGCUGUAAUUCAGUGUUGCCGUCCGUGUCUCUCUCCUUCGCUUUCCGUUUCUCUUCCAGCGUAGUGUGAAGUGUCUUAUCUUUUUCUAUGAAUUCCAAUUUGCCUUAACUCUUUUGAUGCUGUAGCUGUUUCAGUAAAAGUUAGUUCAAACUAAUGAUGUAGAAUGCUUUGACCAAAUGAGCUGGUCUAUUAUGCCUUGUAAAACAGCAGCAUAGGGCUUUUAAAAGGUAGUCAAUAAAAGUUGCUGAAAUUUUGGCUUUUUUAAAUACGUAGUAGGUGUUUUUAAUGAUUUUUCACAUAAUGUGUAAGGUAGUGAAAUGCAAGAAGGGAAAAAACGUUUUGUGUGAAACACAUUUUCUGACUGGGGAACUUUUAAUAGGGUAAAUUGUUUGUAAGGCUGUACGCCAACAGUUUCCUCUGAUAGUUUGACUGAUUUAGGAUAUCUGCUGUAUGAUGCAAUGUAAAGUCUUUUUUGCCUUUUUUCAGGAGAUAAAAAAAACAAACCUAACUUGAUGUUCUAGAUUUAGUGUAGGUAGUGUUGGGACUGGGGGUGGGGGGCGGGGGAGGGGUGUCCCCAAUGUUCUGUCCUUCCUUUAUACUAAUGAUAGUGCUUUAGAAUGCGAAUUAGGCCUGAGAUCUGGCAAACCGAAAAAUGUUGCUAUUGCAAUUAAAUGGCAAAAGCUAAAAGUAAGGAUUUGUCUUCAAAACGAGCUGAGAUAUGGAUAGAAGCAAAAUGAUUGGCUACUAGCUCUCUCUCUCUCUCUCUCUAUUACGUAAAUUUGAGAAAUAAACAUUACUUGGCACUUUUAAAGGUAACUUCACCAAAGACCGAAGAGCCAGUAACCAGUAGCUCCACCUUGUCUCAGCAUCACAUCUUCUGUGCUCUUUAUUUUUGCCGGACCAGUUUGCGGUUAGGAGAAUGUGCCUUUUUUGUACCUUUGCAUUUAGGUUUUAUAAUUUUAAUUGAUGUAUGGACACACACAAACAAAAAAGCAUGAAGGAAGAUUUGGAUCCAAGCAGUGCCACACUUUACAUCAUCACUACAAGUGUUAAGUGUAAAGAAAAACCAGUUUUGAAACUAUGAAAUUCCUGAUUCAUAAAUACACAGUUAUUUCUACUUUAGUACAUAUAAGAUGAUUCACUGUUAUUAAUGCUCUUUUAUUAAGAUAAUUGCAUACGUUUGAAAAGCAACGGUAAAUUAAGUUGUCUUCCAAAACUGUGUACUUGUCUGGUCAACUGUGUGUGAUCAGUUAUCUACCUCAGAGUCUAUUUUCUUUUGUGCUGGGACAGGUUGCUGGCCCUCCCUGUUUCCACAGACCAAAUCCUCCUAGCUCAGGAGCUAGGGCUAAGCAGUUAUUUCUUUCGAGUAUUUUUUAGUUCUUAAAUUUUAUGCUUGUAUUUGAUUAUAGAUGUCAGUGACAUUUCAUAGUUUCAAAAGUCCUUGCUGCUCUGAGAAGUGUAGAUUCUAUUGAAAAUUACGUAGUCAUAAGAGAAAUGUGUUUUUGUUUUUGUUUUUGUUUCCUUUUUUAAAGUUGUGGUAUUAUUGGUUCUAUGCUCCCUGGAAUAUUACUGCUUUGUGAAAGUCCAGACUGAACGCAGCGCCCUCUGUGUACCUAGUACAUUUAUAAACCUGGGUCUCUCACUACUUGAUAUUUUUGCAUUAGUUAAGACAGAAAUUUGAUAGUUCAGUUAGAGGGGAGGGCAAAUCUGCUGCUAGAAAUGUCUGAACUAAGUGCCAUACUCGUCUGGGUAAGAUUUGGGAAACAUAACCUCUGUACAUAAAAAAAAAAAAAAAGUCAGUUAAACAUCACAUAGUAGACAGCCAUUAAAUUAUAAAAAAAUUAAUUUAUGAAGAAAGACCUUUUGUACAGAUUGAAAAAAAAGAUUUUCAUAGAGAUAUCUAUAUGAUCAAGAGAGUUAAUUUUUUAUUUUGUUUUACUAGUGCCACAAACUUGCCAGUGGUAACUUAUUUGUCCGGUUCAAGAUAACUCUGUAGUUUUCUUUCCUAGGACUUGUUGUUAAACGCCAAAAGACAUUUUUGAACUGUACAUUUGAUCAGAUUGUUAGCUUUUUCUGUUUUAUUUCUUUUGAGAACCUUUGAAUAAAAAACAUCUGAAAUUUUA
This is a messenger RNA of Miniopterus natalensis, 4275 nucleotides long. RefSeq names its product RNA binding motif single stranded interacting protein 1 (gene RBMS1). Gene Ontology annotation, cellular component: ribonucleoprotein complex. Gene Ontology annotation, molecular function: RNA binding. NCBI's taxonomy places the organism in Eukaryota, Metazoa, Chordata, Mammalia, Chiroptera, Miniopteridae. The record is from RefSeq and is a predicted model, not a curated record.